ACAAUACCUAUCAUGUUUUCUAUAACUAUAAAUAUUAUUGAAAUAUGGAUUUAGAAUACAAAUUCGCACUUUAACGAUAUUAACCCACAUAAAGCGAAAACAAAGAAGAAAGAUAGUUGGUCAGGUUAGCAGGUCAGUCUUGCAGAGUGACCAUUUUGAACUCCGUCCAACGCCUAGUCAUAAACGUUCUAAAUAAUACCACGAAAUGCUGCGCCACCUAGAGUCCACCAUGCCAAACAUGCACCAUCAUCAUAUCGCCGGCCUUGUCGAACGCCCGUGGAACGACUACUGCAAGCGAGAUGGCGAUAGCAUCAGGAGAUGGGCGAGCGGGAUAGCAGAUCAAACCGAUGGCUGUCAAACUCAACACAGCCGUGCCGACGAACAGACCGCACAAAGCGUAAUGUAAAAGAAUUGAAAAAACUCAUCAAGUAUAGAGGCCAAAAAGCAAACGCAGCACUCCGGGGAUAAAUUAAUCAAUUCGUUCGAUGCGAAACAACUAAAUGCGGCGUUUACAGCGCAGUGGAUGCGAGCGGCCAACGAAUUGCGGAGGCAACGAACAGAGCCGAUAAAAAGGCGAUCCACACGCAUACAGCCAAGUGAGAGCCUCCCAUACAGGCGAGCCACUCACACACCGCAAACUCUGGCACACACACACAGACACACACAUACCACACCACACACACUCUUACACACAAGCGUGCGUGCCUUGGCAGGUGAGAAGAAGAGGAAGGAGCAGGAAGAGGAGCCCAAAAGGAGGCGCCAACGGAAACAAAAUUGGAUAAAUUGAGAAAAAGCGGCGCAAGAAGGCGAAAGGAAGCUGCAACAGACUCUGUACGAGGCGCAGCGUAGAUCAGGAGGAACAGCAGCAACAGCGGGAAGCAACUCCACGAACAAAAACAGAAGCGGCAGCGUAUUUGGCGAAAAUCUUGCAUUGAUGGUAAUGCAUGCUAGAAAACCGCAGCGUAUGAACGAUGGGUACUUUGAGAAGCAUACCAGCCACACAUCCUACCAGAGCUCAAAGUACAGCAGUUCAAAGCGCGACUAUGAACGUGAUCGUUCCUCCAAUUAUCGUGAUCGCGACCUGUCGCCGGGCGCUGGCGGUGGCGGAGGUGGCGGCGGCGGCGGCGGCGGUGGUGGAAGCAGCAGCGGCGGAGGCGGUAGCAGUGGCAAUGGUGGCGGCAGCGGCGGACCAUUAAAUAAUGGCAACAGCUAUCGAUCCCAAUCACCGGACAUUGAUUCGCCCUCGUCACGUUCCCAUGAUAUCCGUGAUCGCAGUGAUCAUCGUGGCGGCGGCGGCGGUGGCAGUGGGCGUGGCGGCAGCGGUGAGCGUUACAGCUUUAUGCAAAAGAUGCGUGACAGAGAUCGUGAUGUAUACAAAAAGGAUAAAUAUUCAGAUAAACGAGAUCGGCGUGGCAAUGAUCGGGACUCGGAGUCGUCGUAUCGUACCAACCAUGACAGGGAUCGACGUGGCGGCGGCGGUGGCGGUGGCGGUGGUGGUAGCAGUGCAGGUGGAGCAAGUGGCGGCAGCAAACUGUGCUCCUCGCGGGAAAACGACAAGCGAUCGGGUUCGGAUGAUCGUGACCGGGAGCGAGAUCGGGAUAUGCGUGAUCUGCGCGACAAGCGGGACCGCAAUUCGGAUCGCGACAGGGACUUGUACAAGAAGGACAAGUAUGCAGAUAAACGGAGCGAGCGCAGUGAUCGUGGUGAGCGAACAGCACGGUAUGGCGACUGGAGUGAGCAUGUAAGCUCAUCGGGGAAAAUGUAUUACUACAACUGCAAGACGGAAAUCUCCCAGUGGGAGAAGCCAAAGGAAUGGGUGGACAGAGAAAGGAAUAUGCCGCGUGAUCAGCACCGUGAGAAGGAAUAUCGUGACAAGGAUCGCGAUCGGGACCGUGAAGACCGCUUCUCCAGAUCGACAUACAAACAUUCCAAUUCAUCGCGCGACAAUUCACGACUGAGAUGGAAUUAUGAAAACGAUGGCGGGCCGCCCAGCCAUCGAAGGCGUUUGGAUGGACGACACAAUGAUAAUGCUGACAUGGAUAUAAGCGGCGACUCGACGCCCACCUCGGAGGCCAGCUAUUCGCUUAGCGGUACGCCAACUACUCAUGGUGGCGGUAAUAGCAGUGAUCAGCCGAUGGGCAAUGCCCUGCCACGCCUGGCCUCCCACCCGAAUGCAAGCUCCUCCUCAUCGACCUCCGGCGUGACAGCGGGCGGAGCAUUGGGAGCAGCGGCAGCAGUAGCUGCUGCGGCAGCGGCGGCAGCCGCCGCACUUCACUAUGCAGGUGGAGCGAGCGGUAGUGGUGGUCCGGUAACGGGCGCCACAAUGUUGCCCACCAGCGGACUCUCAUCGUCCGUGAAUAGUAACAACAAUGCUGGCGGUAGUGGCAGCAAUAGCAGCAACAAUGCCAACAGCAGCAGCAGCAACAGUAGCAGCAGCAGCCUAAUGAGGAAUUCGGUUGUCGGCCACAUUGGCUCCACCUCUGGCACAACUGUGCCCACACUGCAGGAUCCACACCAGCACCAGCAUCAUUUAAACUCGAAUGCUCCACUGCCGCCGGGUGCCAAGGGUAAGGAUCAAACGCUGCUACUAAUGCGCCAGAAGAUGCAUCUGGGCCUUGGUGUCCUCGAUCACCAUGGAGUGAACUCUGUCGGUGGCAGUGCAUCGGCGGGUGCAGAAGCGGUUAAUCAUGCCUACAAUUCCGUGAAUAAUUCAGUUUCCGGCAGCAGUCUAAGCAGCUUACGGGACAAUAGUAUCAACUCGCCACUGUACAUGUCCCACUCGCACCACAGCCUCUCGCCGUCGCUCAGCAGCUACACCAAGAGCCCCAUACCGACAAUUGUCGGUCACACGAACAAUGUGAGCGGCGGCGGAAUGCUUAGCAAUGCCUACACCUGCAGUGCACCCUUUGGCCUCAAGGAUGUGGCCUCCGCAUCGCCAGCCACGUCGAACAGCAGCCAAAGCCAUGUGCCCGGCUUGGGCGCCGUCAGUGGUAUCAGUGUGAUCACCUCGAUGGGCAGUAACAGUGUGGCCUCGACGUCGGGCGAGGGACCGCCCACGCCCACCCUAGAGCUGGAAGGCAGCGCGGCGUUGGAGCUGCAACAGCAGCAACAGUUGGCCGCCGCAGUGGCAGCGGCAGCCGCUGCAGCAGCAGCAUUAGCGAGUGUCCAGCAACAGGCGCAGCAGCAGCGAAAAUUGGAUGGCACUUCGUCGGCCACGCUGAGCUCCCUGCAAAGCUGCGUGGGCUCCUCGGUACAAUCGGCCAAUCUGCGCGGCCCAGAGAUAUCGCCCAAGUUGGCGAAAUACUUUCGUGCCGAUCUUAUUGCGCACGUGACCAAUUGGCAUGCGGAGGUGCUGGAGCGUCAGGCGCAGAAGUGUUGCGAAGACACACACCUGUUUGGCGACAUUACCUGCACACGGAUAUGCGCGGAACUGAAGUGCGCCCGUAGCCUGGUGCGCAGCACAGAGAUCUGUGCCACCCUGCAGGAACAAAAAAUCAUGUAUUUGCGCCAGCAGAUUCGACGCAUUGAAGAGUCGAAGACUCAGAACGCGUUCAUGUCGGACGAUACUUAGGAUCAGGAGCAGGUUAGGCUGCGCGUCCAUCGCAAGUUGUCGGUUAGGCUCAAAAAGAGCUACUUCUGGCGCAGCUGAUGAUGAUUGCGAUGAUGAUUGGAUUGGUGCAUUGUGUCAGUCGCCGCCGCAGCCGUCGCAUAAUUUGUUGCCUUUGUUGUUUUUGUUCAUCAGCGCACGAUGAAUAAUUUACACAUGAUGAUAAUGAUGAUGAUGAUGACAUCUGGCGGCGGCAAUAACAAACACAGACGCAUACACAAUGACUGAGAAAACGGCGUGCAACCUGCUCCUAACACCUUACAUCUGCUGCUUUCUCCUCUGGGCGAGACGCAUCUGUCCCCUGAAAACCGCAUAGGAAUCACUUGUGUGUGUUCGGAUCGAGUCUGAAUCUCCCUCACAAAAAAAUGUAUGUAUAUAUAUAUAUAUGGUGGCGGUAUAUAUGUAUAUAUAAACUACUUUUGAGCGGACGGGCUACUCGGCACAAGACAAAUCAGGACGAAACAAACAAGAAAACAAAAGAAAACCAAGCAACUCCAACACUACAACAUAAUUUAUAAUUAGCCAAGCGUAAAUUAAAAGCCAGAAUAAUCUUAAA
Molecule: messenger RNA, 4163 nt
Organism: Drosophila serrata
Lineage: Eukaryota; Metazoa; Arthropoda; Insecta; Diptera; Drosophilidae
Gene: wcy
Product: WW domain-containing adapter protein with coiled-coil wacky
Biological process (GO): regulation of autophagy; positive regulation of TORC1 signaling
Cellular component (GO): nucleus
Molecular function (GO): chromatin binding; RNA polymerase II complex binding
Source: RefSeq, a predicted model, not a curated record